This is a messenger RNA of Lentinula edodes (shiitake mushroom), 1040 nucleotides long. RefSeq lists its product as uncharacterized. Gene Ontology annotation, cellular component: U2 snRNP; catalytic step 2 spliceosome; nucleus. Gene Ontology annotation, biological process: spliceosomal complex assembly. The coding region runs from base 51 to 713 and encodes 220 amino acids. Lineage: Eukaryota; Fungi; Basidiomycota; Agaricomycetes; Agaricales; Omphalotaceae. Gene Ontology annotation, molecular function: zinc ion binding; nucleic acid binding. The transcript has 8 exons. The record is from RefSeq and is a predicted model, not a curated record.
GUCUUUACUUUCAACCUUAAAGAUCUUUUUAAUCGUAACAACGUCUCAGAAUGGAUUUUCAGAAUCGUGUUGGAUCCAAAUUUGGAGGAGGAGGAGUUGCAGGAGCGUCUGAAACAAAUGUUGACCGUAGAGAACGGUUAAGGAAGCUGGCAUUAGAAACGAUUGAUUUAGCUAAGGAUCCUUACAUCUUGAGGAAUCACCUUGGUUCUUUAGAAUGUCGUCUAUGUCUUACGUUACACACCAACGAAGGCUCAUAUCUCGCUCACACACAAGGAAAAAAGCACCAAACGAAUCUUGCGCGUCGUGCCGCUCGAGACGCCAAGGACACGCAACUAAUGAUUGCUCCGACACAGAGUACUAUACAGCGCAAGGUUUUCCUCAAAAUAGGACGACCAGGAUAUCGAGUUACCAAAGUACGAGACAUUGAAACUGGAAAGGAAGGCAUGAUGGUGCAGGUCCAUCUACCUCAAAUCAAGGCGGGUGUCAUUCCGCGACGGCGGUUCAUGAGUGCUUGGGAACAGAAGAGGGAACCUCCAAACAAGGCGUAUCAGUAUUUAAUAGUUGCUGCAGAACCCUACGAGACGAUUGCUUUUCGAAUUCCGGCUCGAGAAAUCGAAGACGAAUCAGAUGAUGCCGGUUACUGGAAUUGGUCCCACUGGGACCCGGACACCAAGCAAUACAGUUUCCAAUUCAUGUUCCGUUUAGCAUUUUAACAGCUCGUUGCUCCACUGUCUUGUACAAUAUUAUUAUAAUAAUACAGUGUAAGACUACGGUUCAAGCCCGCUCGGUCAUUCAUUCCAAGUGAUAAUGUUGCUAUCUUCAUCGGAGCCGUGUUCUUUUUUGCGGUGUUGCAUGAGGCGAUCCCGCGAAGGAAAAAGUUUAUGGCAAUCUUGCAAGGCACAAAGGAAUAUCGCGGUCUCUUGGGGAGUCGUAGCCUUGGCUAGAGAUUGAGAUGUUUCCAGCUGUUCUCGGGUUGUCGUCGUGUCUGAGAGAGCAGGACGCGCUGGAAGAACAGAAGGGAGCAUGAUGACAGUCACAGA